Volvox carteri f. nagariensis is the source of this 207-nucleotide messenger RNA. RefSeq lists its product as uncharacterized. The annotation marks the transcript as partial. The record is from RefSeq and is a predicted model, not a curated record. Lineage: Eukaryota; Viridiplantae; Chlorophyta; Chlorophyceae; Chlamydomonadales; Volvocaceae. The transcript has a single exon.
AAGGAAACAUUCCACAAAAAAGAAGCAUCAUACCAAAAAGAAGCAUCCCACAAAAAAGAAGCAUCUGACGAAAAAGAAGCAUCCCACGAAAAGGAAGCAUCCCACGAAAAGGAAGCAUCUGACGAAAAAGAAGAAACCCACGAAAAGGAAGCAUCUGACGAAAAAGAAGAAACCCACAAAAAGGAAGCAUCUGAUGAAAAAGAAGAA